This is a messenger RNA of Melanotaenia boesemani (Boeseman's rainbowfish), 6848 nucleotides long. RefSeq lists its product as uncharacterized. Lineage: Eukaryota; Metazoa; Chordata; Actinopteri; Atheriniformes; Melanotaeniidae. The transcript is spliced from 2 exons. The record is from RefSeq and is a predicted model, not a curated record. The coding region runs from base 13 to 1830 and encodes 605 amino acids.
CGGCUACUUAAAAUGGAACAAACACAUACAAGGAGAACAGCUACACAAGAGCUGGGACACGAACAUCCCCUACUAAAGGCUGAAAUAGAACAAACAUCAAAACUGUGGUCAGAGAUAACGAAAAACAACAUCUCACCAUGGCCUGAAGAUGGCACUUUUGACACAGUUCAAUGUGAAGAAACGCAGAUUAUUCUAAAAAAUACACCCAUUAAAGGAAUUACUGAAAAGAAAAAGACAGAGAAUAAAAACAAACUGGAUAGACAAAUGCUAAUUUUAGAUUUGUUUCUACAAAGAGGCAAACUUCUGCGGAAGCAACAUAAACUGAUGGUCAAACAGGUAAGAGUGGCUGAGGGGAAAAGCCAAAACACAAUAACAAUGGCAGACACACAAAACCCACCCCCAUAUGUCUGCAAUAAUAUUAUGAAACAAAUGCCAGCAAAAGAAAUCGAACUAGAGGGAAGAUACACUCUGUCUAAAACGCCAGAAAAAGGACAAAAAAUAUUAUAUCCUUCCCUAACAAGAGAAGAAGAAGACAGCGAAUACGACAAUGAAACGGAAGAAAAAGAGGAACAAACAGGGUACCACCGUGCUGUGGCAAAGAAAAUCAGAGAUAUGGAAAAGAAAGGAGCUGAAUUGAUUAUCGGACCAGAGACGACCAGAACACUGAGGUCGGCCAAAGCAAAAGACAAGACCGACGGAGAACCCAAAUGGGUGGAGACACCAGGAGCACAAAAGGUCAAGUUUAUGAAAACUGAUAAGUCAAAUACACACGCUAAAGCUACAAAGACUACAGGAGUCAACGUGAACCGAGUACAGGAAAAAGGACACCUGAGAGGAAGACUGACACUUCAGACCGACAUGAACAAAGAUUUAGAAGAAACAAUGGAAGAACCAGAAAAAAUGGAGGACACAGAGGAGGAGGAAAGAGAAGACGAGGAACCACAAACCAGUCAGAUGCAACCCCUUAUAGCGAAAGGAAGACAAAUAUAUUAUCAACCCUUCCCUAACGUCGAUAUCGAUAUUCUCAUAUCCAAGCUCCCCAGACUGGAAGCAGGAGCAAAUAAAUGGAUCCUAAUCCUGGCAAACCUAUGCGAAGGAAAAAUUCUGUCCUUGGGAGACAUUAAGGCGAUCUUAGCCCGAACGGUAGGAGUCCUGGAAAUGUAUAACAUCUUUGAGUCAGCAGAACUGGCCAACGUGGCAAGAACCCAAACACAUGAUGCAGAUUUUUUUAACAACUACAAAGAAGACAUCUGGCAAGAACUACGGAGAAGAUAUCCCCUGAGAAUCUCAAUUGAUUCAAUAUCAUUAGGAACACUUAAUGAUACGGAUGACCCCAUGGCCUUUAUUCACCAAGCCAGACGUGAAUGGAUAACAGAAACGGGAAAUAUGCCAGAAGUUGACAACGUCCACUCCUCCAUGUUCCGUAGAAAAAUCAUCCAGGCCCUCCCUGGCCCAAUACAAGACAAACUACUGGAUACAGUUGGAAUCUUCAAUAUGACAUUCGAAAUGUUUACAGAUAACGUCACACAUGUAAUCCAAAGAUACAGGGAACAGAAACAGAAGUUGGCAAAACAAGAUGGAGAGGCCAUCAGAAAACUAACACAAUUACAGAUCCAAGACAAACAGGAUGAGAAAAAACGGAUCCAAGCAGUGAUGACGAUGCAACCACAACAACAGACCGUAACAAACAACCCAAAUAAUGAAGGAAGGAGAUUCCAAGGACCAGCACCAUACAGACCAGGGGGACAAUUCAGACCAGAAGGAUCACAGCCAAGGAGAAGAAACGACAUAAGAUGCAUAAACUGCGAAAAAAAGGGGCCACUAUGCUAGAGACUGUCGUUCACAGACAGUCUGCAGAAGAUGCAAGAGACAAGGCCACAUGGCAAGAGACUGCCGAGCGCAGAUGACCCAGGGUCCAGUGAACCCAUACAGAGGACCACCACGGGACUUCUGACUAACUAAAGAUGACAAAAGCUACAUCCAAGCCCUGAUAACGAACCCAAUGGAACAAGAUCCAAUCAUCCAAGUAACCAUUAACGGAAAAAACCUACCAUUCCUGGCAGACUCAGGAGCAACAUUCUCAUCAAUAAAAAAUGAACUGGCAGGAGAACUACAGAGAUCCAACAAAUUCAUUUUUGCAGUGGGCUUACUUGGCGAAGCAACAAAAAUGCAAUUUUCCACACCAGUUGACAUAACGGUCCAGAACAAAACAAUAAAAAUUCCCCUUCUCAUUUCAGAAAACACACCUGUUAAUCUACUAGGAAGAAAUGCCCUGUGCAGGCUACAGGUGGCCAUCAUCUGCACACCCAAAGGAGUGAAGUUGGAACCAAUCCAAGAAAUGCAGGUCCAAGAAACCGAAAUGGACCAAACCCCAACAGUUUACUGGCUGGGGGACAUCAGUGAUGAACUUUUGAGGCCAAUAGAGAUGUGGAAACAAUACAUGAUGAAAAUCAUCCCAAAAGCCAGACCACCCACCUGCCCAACCCACUGCACACUUAAAUACCUUCAACAAGAUCCUCCCACAGCGGAUGACUGGACCAAAGAACAACCAGACAGGGUUAACCUAACAUCAACAGCCAUCAUCAUCGGACCACAAGGAGCAGCAAUGAGUAUCGAACCCAACGCCUACCUAACAAAAGAAUUUGAGGUUCCAGACAGCGUCCCCCACAUCACAAUACUCAUAAAUGAAGGGUACACUUCUAAAGAGUUGGGGCCAAUGAUGAAAGAAGCCGGAAAACUACGGAUAUGGGCACACAAGGAAAACCAUAUCAUGGAGAGCCAAGAUGGAAGGUUCCUGAAAAUAAUGACGGACGCUCAAGGAGAUGCAAGACCAGAAGUAAUUCUGCUACCAUGCGAUGAACCUACAAGGGACCCAAAACGACUGAUGAAGGAAGAAAUGCUGUCAAUCGUUCCAUCCGAACUGUGGGCGAAAAGUGACACAGAUGUCGGACUGAUGAAAAAUGCACAACCAGUCUCAAUCAAGCUGAAAGAAAACACAACCCUCCCUUUUGUGCCACAGUACCCGCUGUCAGAUCAUGUGCUAGAGGGAACCAGCAGAACUCUACAGAAACUGGAGGAACUAGGAGUGGUGGCAGAAGAGAUGUAUCCAGUAACGAACACCCCAAUCUGGCCGAUUGAGAAACCAGGAAGGAAGGAAGUCAGACUGACAAACGACCUGAGGAGACUGAACGAAAUUGUUGAAGAUAUAGACACAGACAUUCCAAACCCCUACAUCCUGUUAUGUAACUUGACACCAAAUCACAAGAUCUUCACGGUAAUUGACUUAUGCUCGGCAUUUCACAGUGUAAGGCUUCACCCCGACAGCCAACACCUGUUCGGAUUUAAAUACGGGCACAAACACUUCAAAUAUCUCAGGCUGCCUCAGGGUCUUAAAAUAUCACCAGCCAUUUUUAACGACCUUUUGAGAAAAGACCUGGAACAGAUCAAAGAAAAGAUCAACAGCACAAUUUUAAUCUACUGUGAUGACAUUUUGAUUGCUGCACAGGACAGAGAAACAUGUCACAAGGACUCAAUCACACUUUUGACCCACCUAGCCGAAGGGGGACACAGAGCAUCACUGCGCAAUACUGCCAAGAAAAGAUUGAAUACCUAGGCAGGUUGAUUUCACAGGGAGAAAAAGCCACACUCCCUUCACAGAUCGCAGCAAUUACAAAAAUGCCAAAGCCGAGAACAGUUAAAGAAAUGAUGACGUUUCUAGGAAUGGCAGCAUACAAUUUAGACUGGAUCGAUAAGUGCACAGUCAUUAUUAAACCAUUGAGAGACCUCAUAAAAGAAGAAGAUGUUCGUAAUCCAAAACAUCCUUGUGUGUCACUGGGUAUUUUAGACGUUGAGUUCUAUGGGAUUAAGUUAAGUCGGAGUGUUUGUGUUAGAGCUGGGCUAGGUUAACGUUUUAUGUUGUGACAACAGUCACUUUGGUUAUGGAUCUGCUACUUUUAUUUGGUUUUUAGCUCACCACCAAGUGGCAAUUGUGCUUCAUUACACUCGGUGUGUGUUGGUAUAGGGUUUGUUUGUUCUUUUUGCAGGUCCGCUAACCCCAGCUCAUCAUAUAUUUUAAAGGUGGUCAUUCAGUAUCAGGGGAAAUGUAAAUGAGAAGGGCUUUUAUUUUAACUUACCACCUGUCUAUACCCCUGAGCCGGGUCGUACAGCCAUGCAGACAACAUCAACACUAGCAACAGCAGAUUAUAAGAUGCCAUUUCUGUUAUAUGUCUCAUGUUGGAACAAUCGUGCAAGCAGAGUCCUAGUACAAAAUAGGAUAGGCAGGAGUACACAAUACAUAACCUAUUACACAGUAGCUCUGUCACCAGUAGAAAUCGGACUCCCAAUAGGUUGUAUACAACUGGCAGCAGUACAUCUGAUCUAUGGGAAAAAGCCUCGGUUAUUACCAGGGGGUACAGGGUAGAUAAACUAAGAUCCGAUUUGGAAGCUAAACAGUUAUACUGGGCACAUGAGAAAUUUUUCAUGGAUGGCUCAUGCUACAGAACAUUAAAAGGUUGGCAUCGGGAUAUGCUGUGGUCCGACACGACCCUCAAACAAACAGAUUCGAAGUGCUGGAAGCGCAAAAAGCUCAACAACCGUGCUCCGCGCAAAAAGCCGAACUUAAAGCGUUAAUCCGAGCACGCGAACUAGCCGAGGGGAAACACGUAACGACGUACACGGACUCCGCGAAUUGCCACUCCUUUGUACAUUUGUUCACAAGAAUGUGGAAGAACCGCAGCUUCCAAAGACCCGACGGAACACCUGUACAAGCACGCGGAAGAAAUCAAACAACUACCGGUAGCACGGAUGAAACCAAAAACUAUUGCAAUAGUGAAAUGCGAAGCGCACGUAAAAAGUUAUCGGCGAACAAGCAGCUGCCGCGAGCCUGCAGGCCGUGACUGAGACAGCGACUUUCUGACCUGGAAGACAAAACGACCAUAAUAGACGUUGUACUGACGCAACAAAAUGCACCUGAGACACAAAAAGAUGGUGGAGACAGAGGGGGGCACAGAUGGACAAUGAACAGGUAUGGCGGACUUAUGACGGACUUACCGUGCUCCCAGACGACCUUAAGACUUGGUUGAUAAGGGAAGGUCAUCCAGUGAGUCAUGACUCCAAAUCUCAGGUAAGAGCAAGGAUCCACAACUAGGGUUUUUGGGGGUACAACCUGCAUGCCCAUGUAGAGAACUACAUCGCACGGUGUGAGGUUUGUAUAAAGAAUAAUGUCCGAAAGUCCCUGAAACCAACCCCAGGAACUUUCCCUUUGAGAGGCCCCUUUUCAGAACUGGUGAUCGAUUUCAUCGACCUGAUACAAAGAGUCCAAGGAAAAAGGUAUGUUUUGGUGGCCGUGUGCAGAUUUACGAAGUGGGUUGAGGCAACUCCGACCCGCCGUAAAUCUGCCGAAGAGGUCGCAAAAUUUCUGAUCAGAGAAGUCAUCCCCCGUUUUGGAAUUCCAGAUCGGAUUUCAUCCGAUAACGGAAGGGAGUUUGUUGAAAAAGUCCUAAGCCUUGUUUUGCAGGGUUUACAAAUUUCACAACGACUGGGCAGCAUCUACCACCCCCAGUCGCAAGGACAGGUCGAAAGGAUCAACGGAGUGUUGAAAAACAAACUCCGAAAAAUAUGUGAGAGCACGGGGUUGACAUGGCUCGACGCUUUGCCAAUAGCUUUGAUGCAUAUCAGAGGUACGCAUAAUCGCGAGCUGAGAUUAACCCCACAUGAGCUACUAACUGGACGAGCGAUGCCAACCCCGCUGUUUCGAACGUAUAAAGGAGCCUCUCUGGACACACUGAACAAUGAACUAAGAGAGUAUGUGAAACAAUUGAUUAAAGUGCAGGAUAGUUUGGUGUCACAUGUCCUCUCUGUGCAGGAAACCGAUUCCAGAAGGGAGUUGGAGGAGGAGCCAAAGAUCAAACCAGGAGAUCUCGUGUACGUGAAGGUGUUCCGCAGACAGUGGAACAGCCCGAGGCGAGAGGGGCCGUACGAAGUCACACGAGCCACCAGAACCGCAGUUCAGGUCAAAGGGAAACCGACCUGGUUUCACCUAUCCCACUGCACGCCAGCAUCCGCGACACGAGCAGAUGAUGACAGCCAAAAGGGCUCUCCCGAGUCUCUGGCUCCUGGUCAUGGGUCUCAUGAUGUAUCAGGGGGGCCGGGCACAGCAGCCUCAGCUCGGAGGAUGAUGAGGGGGAGGUCUCAGCAGACUUCAAGGGGGUCUGCUGAACAACCAGAACGAGGAGAGGAGGAGCUGCCUCGCUUGCCUUGCUUUUGCAGCCUGCUACAGCUGUGUUGAUCAAAAUACCCCUGAAGGGGUACAUGCCCAUUGAAAGCAGAGUUUUCCCUUGCCCCACCUUCAGCUCCAUGCAUGGCAGGCCAGUGUGGAGACUCCAUGACACACGAGGUGUCAGAGGGUGGAGAGUUAUAGACUGGAAACCGGUUGGAGAAAAAAGAAAGAAGGGACUGAAAUGAUUAAGUACAGUCAUGAAGUGAUGAACAAAUGAAUAAUGUCAUGUAUAACAUCUGUUUGAUUAACAGGCGGGGACCGUAGGAUGUCGAUGGAUUCAAUUCUCUACACGCUUAUUUUGAUUAAUGAAAACACAAUUUUAAAGGUCAAGAUACUUCACAUAAUACAUAUAGGAGAUGCGUCGUUAACUAAGGGAGGAGCAGACGGUUAAACAGCGCGAGAGGGUGGAAGUAAAAGACCGGGGUGGAAGAAUCGGGGAAGGUAGUUCUGGAUACGGAGUAAACUGCUUAGGAGGAUGACCCCAGACCCCGGGUCAUCGAGUAGAUGGCUCUGUGAGGGUGCAAGUCCAAUGUGUACCCAAGCAGAGGGUCAUAUGUCGUUUUUCCUUAAA